Molecule: messenger RNA, 804 nt
Organism: Protopolystoma xenopodis
Lineage: Eukaryota; Metazoa; Platyhelminthes; Monogenea; Polystomatidea; Polystomatidae
Source: the annotation of a GenBank genome assembly
AUGGCCCUUUUAAUAAGUGGGUCUCGCUGCCUAUCCACGACAUGUGGCACCUCUCAAUCUAGUGACAAUCUGAGUCACCAUUCUCGUAGCCUACCCUCCAGCUCUGCACUAGCACAGGGUCACAACAACCAUCAUCACCGUCGUCACCAUCUUGAUCGUGAACAACACCAGCCCCGUUCAUACCACACAUCCACACUUAGCUUAUCUUCAUCUUCAACUUCGAUGUCCUCUGCUACUUCGACAUCCUCUUUCGCCUUCCCACCCAUCUCUACACAAACUACUUCUGCAUUCACUUAUAAUCCUACCACUUGCACUUCAACUACCUGUUUGCCUGGCCUACUUCCAUCCGAGGCCUGUUCUCCGGGCCUGUGCUCUUACUUACCUUCGGCGCCUCCUCGUUACCCAUUUACCACUGUAUCUGCACCACCAAAUUCCCGCCUUGUUACGCCUCCCCCCUCGGGCGUUUCAGGUCGCCAACAGUCACUACCACCUCGACCCGUUCCCGCCAGCAACGCAACUGGCUUUACUAUCGCUGCUACAUCGCUAGUAGCCGGGGCAUCGCUUUCAACUAUUUGUCCGUCUCAGUCAUUGGGUCACCAACAGACUGGACAAUUGAUCGAGCCUAGUCUUAGGCAACAGCAAAUGACGCCACCAUCAAUGGUAUUACAUGUAGAAAAUCAAUCUGCUCAUGAAUCGGCUCUUUUGCCUGACCUAUCGCCCAAUGCGACCCUCAGUCUGGCCCCUACCAAGGGGUUUGCUAACGUUGGUAGGUGUUCACGGCUUGCUUUUUCCCUUAUUAAUUAA